This is a messenger RNA of Saprolegnia parasitica CBS 223.65, 637 nucleotides long. RefSeq lists its product as hypothetical. Bases 28 to 540 code for a protein of 170 amino acids. The transcript is spliced from 3 exons. The record is from RefSeq and is a predicted model, not a curated record. Lineage: Eukaryota; Oomycota; Saprolegniomycetes; Saprolegniales; Saprolegniaceae.
CGAUUUCGACCAAGACACGAAGAAGAGAUGCCGAGCAAGAAGACUGCCGCCAAGGCCGAGGCCGACCCCGCCAAGACGCUCCUCAUCAACGAGAAGGGCGAGCUCACGGGCCCGUUCGCGCAUGCGCUCAAGCGCAUCUUCCAGAAGUACUCGGAGGGCACGAACGCGCUGACGUCGGAGCAGCUCAACAACUUUAGCAAGGCCUGCAACGACGGCAAGGGCUUCACGGAGCAGGAACUCAACGAGAUCCACAUGUACUUUGACUGCGACGAGAACAAGGGCUUGACCCAGCGCGGCUUCUGCGAUAUGUACCACACACAGACGAGCGCCGAACCGAGCGAGACGUGGAAGGACUUGCGCAAGCUUGGCUUUAUGAAGCACAUUACGGGCCACGAGUGCUACGCGUGCGGCAAGACCGCGACGACGUCGUGCGCCCGCUGCAUCUCGGUGCGCUACUGCUCCAAGGAGUGCCAGACCGAAGACUGGAAGGCUGGCCACAAGCGCGCUUGCAAGCCCAAGAAGUUCCUCGCCGAGAACUAGGCAUCAUAGUGUAGCGUCGAAGAGGGGCCAUGUAUGUAGAGACUGGAGCCUUGCCGUGCGAGUAUAAUGAAUGUACAUAUGAUGAUGAUGAGGAUGA